Molecule: messenger RNA, 2325 nt
Organism: Tetrahymena thermophila SB210
Lineage: Eukaryota; Ciliophora; Oligohymenophorea; Hymenostomatida; Tetrahymenidae
Product: zinc knuckle protein, putative
Exons: 1
Biological process (GO): reciprocal meiotic recombination
Cellular component (GO): nucleus
Molecular function (GO): double-stranded DNA binding
Source: RefSeq, a predicted model, not a curated record
AUGAAAAAAACAAGUAGAUUCGCUUCUAUUGUUAAACUCGUAGAUAUUUAUGGAAUACCUAUAAACGUAAAUUUCUAAAACGAUGAUACCCACAGAACAACUUUUGGAGCGAUAAUCUCUAUUCUUGUGUUCUUAACGUUUGGAUUAGCUACCUAUUUUUAUGGAUAGGAAUUAUUUUAUAAGACUAAUCCUAUUGUUAUCACAAGCGAGUAAUAUGUUAAAAACCCUGAAAGAAUGACUAUUGAUAAGGAAAAGCAAAUAAUAGUCAUGGGUUUCAAUACAGCAGUAGGAAAAACGGUUUAUGAUCCUUCAAUUAUUCAAGUAAGAGCUACUAUUUCUUAGCUAGUAAAAGUCUAUAAUUAGACUACUUAAACAUACUCAAGUAGCCUCUAGGCAACUCCUUUGAAUAUAAGACCUUGUAACAGUAAUGACAUAAAAUCUGAUAAAGUAAAAGAUUAUUUUAAUGCGCUUAAUCUAAACUAGUACUUCUGCUUUGAUGACAAUUAAGAGGUUUUUGUUGAAGGAGAUUACUCAGGAGAUUUUUAUUCUAGAGUAGAUGUUUAUUUUUCUUAAUGUAAAAAUUCUACUAUACCUGGUUCUACUGUUUGCAAACCAUAAUCAGUAAUUAAUAAUGUUGCUUCUAACCUUUACUUCCUUGCAUACAUGAUUGACAAAAUUAUCGAUCCUACUAAUUUAGAGGAGCCAUUUGAUUAUAGAGGCUUUAACAUUGAGACUUAGACAUCUAUCUUUUAAAGUCAAUAGUUUGUGGCAUUUUUUGAAAAUUACUAUGUGUAAUCUGAUACUGGGUUCUUACAAAAAUCUUUACAAUAAAUAAGAGAUUUUAUGUAUGUUCAAUCAAGCUCAAGUAAUUUAUAUGGUUAAGAUGGGUUAUUGGUCCAAUUUACUUUAAGACCUUACAAGAAUAAAUAAUUAAUUAUGGAAAGAAGAUAUAUGAAAUUUUCUGAUCUUGUUGCCUAAUUAGGAGGUAUCUUAAAGCUUGUCACAGUAAUAGGGUUUGUAUUAACUUAUCCAUUUGCCAAAAUUCACUUAGAUAAAGAGAUUAUCAACAGUAUAUUUGAUUUUGAUUUUUCACAAGAUGAAAACAAUGACAAAAAUGAAAAUAAUAACCAACAUCAAAAAUAUAUGAUAGGUAAUAAUUAAAGUGCAAAUAAUUAGAUGGAUAAGAGUUAAUUUUCUUUUUAGAAAGAAACAUCAUAAAGGCAAAACGACAUCUCGUAUAAUUUCCAGCCAUAGUCUUAAUAUGAUUGUAAUCAAAGUAAUAUCUAAUAAAUUAAGCAAAUAAGUUAAUAGAAUUCUAAUACAGAAAGAAAGGAAGAACAAUACAUGAAAGCAAUUAAAAAUUAGGAAGAAUAACUAAGAAAAGAAAAUUUUAAAGAAAUUGAAAUGAAAAACCAAACUUAGUUAGAUAUCUCUUAAUCUAUGAAUUUAUCUAAAAGCUAGAAUUUAGCAACCAAAACAAAAUUCACUCAGUAAACAACAAAAAGAAAUGAAAGAAAUUAAAAUUCUUUACUUGAAAGUUAAGCUUUAAAAAGUGAAAGCUAAAUAGCAAAAGAAAAUGAACUGAAAUAAUCUUUUUUGAAUAGAAUCAGAAAUAUUUUAAAUCCUCAUAAAGAGAGGGUGAAGCUUACAUGCUCUGAAUAUCUUUCUUUCUUUAUUAAAUGCACAAGGUCUAAAAUGCUCUAAUUAAAAAAGUAAUUUAUUAUAAAAGGUGUUGACAAGGUCUAAAGCCAUUUAGAUAUUUAAUACAUCCUUUAAAAGUUAUAAGAAAUAGACAAGCUUAAAUAGAUUUUGCUAAAUGACGAUUAAAUUAAAUUAUUUGAGCUCUUACCUAGACCUGUCAUGAAAAAUGGAGAAGACAAAGGUAAUAAAAAAAAAGCAAACUAGUUUUAUGAAAAAGUCAAUUAGAGCUAUGAAGAGAAAGUUAAUAACGCAAUACAAUCCUUGAUUAAUAUUUUAAACUAGGAAAAGAAAUCUGUAAGAGAUCAUUAAUUAAUACAACUUUUAGAUGAUUACAUCUACAAGACUAUGAAAGAUAAUGGUCUCCUUUCUAAUUACGCUUCAAAUCCAAAAUAAAGUUACCCUAAUUAUCCACAAUUAGAAAAUAGUAAUCAUAUGAUGUUUGAUGAGGUAAAUGAGGAGUAAAAUUCUGCUCGAAACUAAAAUAAAAAUAAUAAGAUUGAUAUUAAUGAUAAUAAUAAUAAAGAAAAAGCAAUAAACAUUUCUACAGAAAAUAAUUAAUCAAAAUUUGAUUCUCCUUAAAUAAGCGCUGUAAGCUCAGAUCGCUAUUGCAGCUAUUUCAAGUGA